This is a messenger RNA of Schizophyllum commune H4-8, 1266 nucleotides long. RefSeq lists its product as uncharacterized. Bases 15 to 1055 code for a protein of 346 amino acids. Gene Ontology annotation, molecular function: protein binding. NCBI's taxonomy places the organism in Eukaryota, Fungi, Basidiomycota, Agaricomycetes, Agaricales, Schizophyllaceae. The transcript is spliced from 4 exons. The record is from RefSeq and is a predicted model, not a curated record.
CAACCCCCGCCACCAUGUCACUCCAAGCUCCCACAGCCGACUCGCAAGCGCCCUCUUCCGAUAUUCAGGUCCCUGCAAAGCGACAGCGCACGGACACGGAGGGUACAGAUGCGCUAUCAACGCCUGCGCGCUGCCAGCGAUUUUGGUUCGAGGAUGGAUCCGUCGUGCUCUAUGUCGGAUCUACCCCGGGCGCGAUGAUCUUCCGCGUGCACAAGACGAUGCUGGCAAACAACUCGGAGAUAUUUAAGGAUAUGUUCAGCAUCCCCCAGCCCCCGGGUCAGGAGCAGAUCGAUGACUGUCCAGUGAUACGGCUUCCCGACGAUCCCCCACGGAUAUGGAUGGAACUACUCGCUGCGCUCUACGACAUCCUGUUCUUCGACAAGACUAUGUCCCUUCUGGGCCCCGCCUGCAUCUCCCGGCUGGGGAACGUGGCGACGCUCUCUACUAAGUACCGCUUCGUCAGCCUGCGCCGCAAGUGCAUCUCUUCCCUAUCUAGCUUUGGCUGCGUCACGUCGACCUUGACUACGAGGGCCCGGCCACUCCCCUUCAUUGAAGCCACCCUCCUGCUGAUGGCCGCCCGCAACGCAAACAUCCCGACGCUCCUCCCCUUUGCAUUCCUGUCCGUCGCCUACCAGGAUAACGGGCAGCUGAACAUGAUCCUCGAUUGUCCCGGUCUCCCGGUGGCAGACAAAGCCGUCGCGCUGAACGGGCUCCAGAACCUCCUCGAGCUCCAGCGCACCCUCAUGUUCCCCUUCGUCGACAACUUCAAGAACGCAAAGUUGUGCGACGCGGACUGCGAGCUCGACGUCGUCGAGUGCUUCCCCAUGCUCUUCCUCCGGCCGCAUGCGUUGCAAUUCCACCACGGGCUCGAUGGGAGGCCGCUGUUCGAGGAGGCGAAGGGCGCGCUCUGUGCGCAUUGUUACAAGGAUGUGUGCAAUAUGUACUACUCUGGGCGUCAGAAGGUCUGGGAGAUGUUCCCCUCGAUCUUCCGGGUGGGUAACAAUUGGGACGAGCUGUUGCGCGUUCAGAACUAUGACGCAGAGACCCCCUUGUAGCAUAGCAGUGAAGGGCCUAGACGUGCUCAGUGAAGUGUUCAUGUUUGCGACGGCCAUCUAUCCUGCCGUUCCCCUACUGAUCUACCGUACAUGCUGUUGUUGUUGUCACAUUCGCCCAGUGUACUGCCCCCUUAUCCUAGUCCCUUGUGAUUCUCUCGCAUACAUAUUUGAGUAACGAACAGCAGCAAAGAUGUGUCCUACGGCCUACAUC